UACUUUAUUAAUAAUUAUUAAUAAUUAUGAGUACUAUACAGCUAUACUACUAGUUUCAGCUUACUUCCAUUCUUCUUCUUCUUCUUCCUUCCUCACUUUCUCUCUCCUCACUUUCUAUUUCUCUCUUCCCUCCAAUGUCGCUCCUUUUCAGAGACAGGAGUUCACUCGGAGAUUCCAAACGAGAAACCACCCCUCCACCACCACAACAACAACCACAACCACCAUCACUACCACCUUCAUCUUCUCUCUCCUCUCCUUUCUCCACCGACCUCACUCCUUCUCUCUCUCUCCUCGACCUCCGCGCUUCCGCCUACGAAAUCUUCGUCGCCGCUUGCCGCACUUCCUCCGGCAAAUCUCUCUCCUCCUCCUCCUCAUCAUCUUCACCCUCUCCAUCUCCCUCAUCCGCCGCAAACUCCGCCGCAAAUGGUGCUGCAAAUGGGGGCGGGAAUUCCGGGGGGUUACAACGGUCGAUUACGUCGACGGCUGCGAGUAGAAUGAAGAAGGCGUUAGGAGGGUUGAGAUCGUCUGGGUCUUCGAGUUUAGGGUUGAGAAAGAGUAGUAAUGGUAGUAGUAGUAAUGGUGGUACUUCUGUUGCUGAGAGUAGUCCUAAGUCAAAACCCUUGACUGUUGGUGAGCUUAUGAGAGUUCAGAUGAGAGUUUCUGAAACUGUUGAUUCUAGAAUUCGGAGAGCUUUUCUUAGGAUCGCUGCUUCUCAGCUUGGAAAACGUAUUGAUAACUUGGUUUUGCCGCUUGAGCUGCUACAACAGCUGAAGUCAUCAGAUUUCACUGAUCAACAAGAAUAUGAUGCAUGGCAAAAACGAAAUUUGAGGGUUCUUGAAGCUGGUCUUAUCUUACAUCCUUACCAGCCAAUCGGUAAAGCCGAUGCUGCUGCCCAACGGUUGCAAAAGAUAAUUCGUGGAGCUUUGGAGAGGCCUAUAGAGACCGGGAAAAAUAACGAAUCUAUGCAAGUUCUUCGUAGUGCUGUAGUGGCAGUGGCUUGCAGAGCCGCUGAUGGAUUGUCUGAUUCUUGUCAUUGGGCUGAUGGGUUUCCUCUCAAUCUCUGUCUCUAUGAGAUGUUGCUAGAAGCAUGCUUUGAUAUUAAUGAUGAUGCAUCAAUUAUCGAAGAGGUCGAUGAACUUAUGGACCUGAUCAAGAAAACUUGGCCUAUUCUUGGCAUUAACCAGAUGUUGCAUAACCUCUGUUUUACAUGGGUUCUCUUUAAUCGUUUUGUUGCUACUGGUCAAGUUGAAACCGAACUCCUAUCUGCCGUAGAUGGUCAGCUAGAUGAAGUAGCAAAGGAUGCAAAGACGACAAAAGAUUCAGUAUACUCCAAGUUUUUGAGUGCGACACUUACUUCAAUUUUGAGUUGGGUAGAAAGAAGAUUGCUUGCAUAUCAUGACACAUUUGAUAACGUAAAUAUCAAUACUAUGCCUAAUAUAGUCUCGGUUGGGAUAUCAGCAGCAAAAAUAUUGGUUGAAGAUAUAUCCCAUGAAUAUCGUAGGAAGAGAAAAGGGGAAGUUGAUGUGGCUCGUAGCAGAAUUGAUACAUACAUCCGAUCAUCGCUUCGAACUGCAUUUGCUCAGAUGAUGGAGAAGGCAGAUUCAAGCCGGAGAGCAUCCAAGAAUCAACCUAACCCUCUUCCUGUUCUAGCGAUUCUGGCUAAGGAUGUUGGCGAGCUUGCUGCUCAUGAGAAGAAAGUAUUUAGUCCAAUAUUAAAGAGAUGGCAUCCUUUGGCUGCUGGUGUGGCUGUCGCCACCCUCCAUGCUUGCUAUGGCAAUGAAUUGAAGCAGUUCAUUUCCAGCAUAUCAGAGUUGACACCAGAUGCUGUGCAAAUAUUGAGAGCAGCGGACAAGUUGGAGCAAGAUCUUGUUCUGACAGCAGUUGAAGAUUCAGUAGAUAGUGAUGAUGGUGGCAAGGCAAUUAUCCGUGAGAUGCCUCCAUAUGAGGCUCAAGCUGCCAUAGCCAAUUUAGUCAAAGUGUGGAUGAAGAUGAGACUGGACAGAAUGAAGGAAGGGGUUGACAGAAGCAUACAACAAGAGGUUUGGAAUCCACGUGCUAGUCAAGAGGGACUUGCGCCAUCGGCUAUUGAGGUUCUUCGGAUCAUCGAUGAGAUUUUGGAUGCAUUUUUUCAGCUACCAAUCCCAAUGCAUCCACCACUGCUUCCGGACUUGGUAUCUGGCCUUGACCGAUGCUUACAGUACUAUGUAAGCAAAGCCAAAUCUGGCUGUGGAUCAAAGAAUACACAUCUGCCAACUAUGCCAGCAUUGACCAGAUGUCCAAUAGGGACUAAAUUAGGUGUAUUUAAGAAAAAAGAUAAACCAUUAAAUUCUCAGAGAAAGAGUUCUCAAGUUGCCGUGAAUGGGGAUGCUGCUUCCGGAGUACCACAGCUUUGUGUGCGGAUAAACACCUUGCAAAGGAUCCGGACAGAAUUGGAAGUUGUGGAGAAAAGAAUAAUUACCCAUUUGAGAAAUUGUGAGUCUGCUCGUGAAGAAGACUUUUCCAAUGGCUCAGGGAAGAAGUUUGAGUCAACGCCAGUAGCAUGCGUAGAGGCGGUUCAUCAACUUUCUGAGGCUGUAGCUUACAAACUUGUUUUCCAUGACCUAAGCCAUGUCCUGUGGGAUAAUUUGUAUGUUGGAGAUGCAUCAUCUUCAAGAAUUGAACCUUUCCUGCAAGAGCUGGAGCAGAACUUAUUGAUUAUAUCAGACACAGUGAAUGAAAGAAUUCGCACACGUAUCAUUACCGACAUCAUGAAAGCUUCAUGUGAUGGGUUUUUGUUGGUUUUGCUUGCCGGUGGACCCUAUCGUGCCUUUUCCCAACAGGAUUCACAGAUCAUAGAGGAUGAUUUCAAAGCUCUUAAAGACCUUUUCUGGGCCAAUGGUGAUGGAUUGCCUGCUGAUGUGAUUAAUAAACUGUCGUCUACAGCAAGAGAAGUCCUUCCUCUCUAUCGGACUGAUACAGAAUCUCUCAUUGAUCGUUUCAGACGGGUGACAAUUGAAACUUAUGGCUCUUCUGCCAAAUCCACUAGGUUUGGGUUUCCAUUACCUCCUACUUCAGGCCAUUGGAACCCUACUGAACCUAACACAUUACUGCGCAUCCUGUGUCACAGGAAUGAUGAUUCCGCUUCAAAGUUCCUUAAAAGGACUUAUAAUCUGCCUAAGAAACUGUAGUUAAUGAUGUUUGCUGUAAUUUGGUUCUGGUACUGGUUAGCGAGCAGCAAUUGCCUUGAAAAGUUUUGUACAUCACUAAACUAAACUUUGGUUAAACACCAGUGUGAAGUUGGGCAUUCAGUAAAAAAGAAAAAGAAGCUUAGAUCAUAUGGAGAUGAAGACCAAAUAACCUUCGAAGCUUCUGCCGGAUAGUAUCUAAGCAGUGGCGGAUGAUCGUUACAUGUAUGUGGAUUGUAGCAAUGGUGUAUUUUGGCUCAGUUUGAAAGCUUUUGCAGCAUUGAUUUGCGAGUUAUGUGCUCUGCACUAUGUUUAUUGUUCCCCUCGGUCCAGAUGUUCCGAUACUUCUAGUACGUAGUGCAAGCGCAGGAGGUUUGAUAGUCAAUCUACUAGUGUUCAUACUGCUAUUUGUAUGUAUUAUAUCCAUCUCUCAUUUAUUAUGUAAUGUAAUUGAAACCAUAAUUCUUUAAUCAAAGAUAUUCAUUAUUGUUUGUUGA
Messenger RNA from Beta vulgaris subsp. vulgaris (sugar beet), 3661 nucleotides. RefSeq lists its product as hypothetical. Bases 135 to 3167 code for a protein of 1010 amino acids. The record is from RefSeq and is a predicted model, not a curated record. The transcript is spliced from 5 exons. Lineage: Eukaryota; Viridiplantae; Streptophyta; Magnoliopsida; Caryophyllales; Amaranthaceae.